Equus quagga is the source of this 3388-nucleotide messenger RNA. RefSeq names its product differentially expressed in FDCP 8 homolog (gene DEF8). The coding region runs from base 16 to 1476 and encodes 486 amino acids. The transcript has 12 exons. NCBI's taxonomy places the organism in Eukaryota, Metazoa, Chordata, Mammalia, Perissodactyla, Equidae. The record is from RefSeq and is a predicted model, not a curated record.
GCGGGGGCGGCUGCCAUGAGCCUCCGGGCCGCGGGCGGCAGCAGCGGGCGGCGGCGGCCGACACUGGAGCGAGCGCGGCGGGGACGAUGCAGCGGGCGCGGCGGCGGCAGGUGGGAUGCUAUGGAAUAUGAUGAGAAGCUGGCCCGGUUCCGGCAGGCCCACCUCAACCCCUUCAACAAGCAGCUUGGGCCGAGGCAGCAUGAGCAGGGGGCUGGCGAGGAGGCCCUGGACGUCGCUUCUGAAGAGGCCCCGCCGCAGCUGCGCCCUGGGGAGCCGGAGUUCCGCUGCACUGAGCGCGUGAUGGAUCUCGGUCUGUCUGAGGACCACUUCUCCCGCCCCGUGGGUCUGUUCCUGGCCUCUGACCUCCAGCAGCUGCGGCAGGCGAUUGAGGAGUGCAAGCAGGUGAUCCUGGAGCUCCCCGAGCACUCCGAGAAGCAGAAGGACGCCGUGGUGAGGCUCAUCCACCUCCGGCUGAAGCUGCAGGAGCUGAAGGACCCCAGCGAUGAGGAGCCCAACAUCCGAGUCCUCCUCGAGCACCGCUUCUACAAGGAGAAGAGCAAGAGCGUCAAGCAGGCCUGUGACAAAUGUAACACCAUCAUCUGGGGGCUCAUCCAGACCUGGUAUACCUGCACAGGGUGCUAUUACCGCUGUCACAGCAAGUGCUUGAACCUCAUCUCCAAGCCCUGUGUGCGCUCCAAAGUCAGCCACCAAGCCGAGUACGAGCUGAACAUCUGCCCCGAGACGGGGCUGGACAGCCAGGAUUACCGCUGCGCGGAGUGUCGGGCGCCCAUCUCACUGCGGGGCGUGCCCAGCGAGGCCCGGCAGUGCGACUACACCGGCCAGUACUACUGCAGCCACUGCCACUGGAACGACCUGGCCAUCAUCCCGGCGCGCGUGGUGCACAACUGGGACUUCGAGCCGCGCAAGGUGUCCCGCUGCAGCAUGCGCUACCUGGCGCUGAUGGUUUCGCGGCCGGUGCUCAGGCUCCGGGAGAUCAACCCUCUGCUGUUCAACUACGUGGAGGAGCUGGUGGAGAUCCGGAAGCUGCGCCAGGACAUCCUGCUCAUGAAGCCUUACUUCAUCACUUGUAAGGAGGCCAUGGAAGCACGCCUGCUCCUGCAGCUCCAGGACCGGCAGCAUUUUGUGGAGAACGAUGAGAUGUACUCCGUCCAGGACCUGCUGGACGCGCACACAGGCCGCCUCGGCUGCUCGCUCACUGAGACCCACACGCUCUUCGCCAAGCACAUCAAGCUGGACUGUGAGCGGUGCCAGGCCAAGGGCUUCGUGUGUGAGCUCUGCAGAGAGGGUGACGUGCUCUUCCCCUUCGACAGCCACACGUCCGUGUGCACUGACUGCUCUGCCGUCUUCCACAGGGACUGCUACUACGACAACUCCACCACGUGCCCCAAGUGUGCCCGGCUCACCUUGCGCAAGCAGUCGCUCUUCCAGGACCCUGCUCCAGACGUGGACGCCUAGAGCCACGGGCACCCUUCCCCCCCCGUCUGGCACCCACCCUGCUGGUCAUUGCCAAAGUCAAGGUGUUUCUUGUGCUCUGGAGACCCCGAGGGUGCAUGCCCUGGACCUCUCCCCACUGCCGGGCCAGAGAGGUGUGAGUGGUGACACAAGGACCUUCACCCCAGGUGCUCGCAGGGACUCGGGGUGGCUGCACCUGCCUGUUUCCUGGGUGCACUGCUGUGAGGGGGAUGUGGCCCCUCCCACUGCAGGGCUCCACAGGCAGGGGAGUGCCUCCCCUCUGGGAGAGAGCCCCCGACACCUGUGGGGCCAAGGCUGCUGCUGCAGCUUCCCGCCCUGAAAACGCUGGAGGGCUUUGGGGGAGUGGCCGACCAGACGGAGGAUGCCGGCUGUGCACACCAUGCCUUGGCCUGAGUUUCGUCCGCUGUGGAUGGUUUCGGUUCUGCCUGGAGGCUCCCAUCCCCCCGGCCCCUUGUGUCUUUGAGGUCUUAGAAUUGUCCCUGGCUGGGGCUGUUCACUACUGCCUCCUGAGGCUCUUUUCCUCUGGGUCAUCCUCCAGCAGGGUCAGUCCAGGGGUUACUGGCUCCUUCUAUCAACAUGGAGGGAAGGGGGCCGUGGAGCCACUCCUCCUGCCUGGGCCCAGCCCCGCGUGCCCUGGUGCUCUGAGCUGGGUGGAUGGGGGUCCAGCCUGAGGAGGCUGUCCCACUUCCAGAUGUGGAGCAGGGACUGUGCCCCCGGGGGAGGUUCCAGGUUAGGCAAGAGGUUGGUUGCAGCGGGCCUGGGUGGCAUUUCUCGGGACCAAAUUUACCCCUGCGGGGCUCCAUCCUGUGCCUGUGGGGGGCUGCAGGUGGCUCAGAAACCGCCAGCCAGGGGCCUUUUGUUUGGGGGCCUGAGGUUGGCACUGGGGAAAUUUGCUCGAGGGAGCUCCAGAGGAAGCCUGGGUGUGGGGUGUGUGAGGUCUCGCGCCCCCGCAGAGGAAGGGACCGCUGGACGGAGAAUGAGACCCACAGCUCUCCAGCAGGGACCACAGUCGGCCUCAGCGUUUGCAGGGCGCUUCAUGCUGUGGAGACCCUGCCAUCGAAGGGAAGGCCCUUGGGAAGAGGAUGUUUCAGGACACAGCUUCCCCGUCUUUCCUGUCCUCCUCCUCGCCCUAGACUGUGCUCGGGUGCCGGUGCAUGUGGUUGACACACACAGGUGGUGGGUGGCGGGCAGAGAAUGUAGCUGCUUGGAUAUCCAUCACCUCUGACUGGGAAGCCAAGAAGAGAUGCCUCGGCCAGCAGAAAGGCCAGCUUAGCUUGCUGGCGAUGUGAGGGGUGGAUGGAGACAGCGUCACCUCUUCUCGCCCCUCGGCACCAUCAGGACCACCCCACGUGGUGGCUUUGGGCAGUCCUCUCACUGUCUGUUCUGACCUGUGUCAGGGGGUGACAGUGAGAAGGGGGCACUGGUGAGGUCAAGGUCAGCUCAACGGGUCCUCACUCUGCUUCCCUUCUGGGUCGAAGAGUGAGUCAAAGGCCAAAUGCCCUUUUCUUACACCCCUAGAUCUGCACAUUUUUUGCCACAGCAUCACAUUUCUGUCCUAGCAAUACUGGCCAUUCCUGAAUUUACUGUGUAAUCAACAUCGCAUUGUUCUAGUUACAAUCACUGUGUCAUAGAAACAUUAGUAUGCUGGCAUUUAUCGGACAGAGUUGGCUCCCCCCCUUUUUUUUAACUCCCCCCCAUUACCUCCUCCCCACCUACCCCUUGUGGAUGACAGUCUUUAAACAGAAUCAUGUGUCCAUCUUUCUGAGUCCACAGCACAGUAGCAAGAACCCACCAAGGAACCAGUUUGCAUCGCAAGCACCUCACAGAGGAGCAGCGAGGGACACCCAGCUGUACCAGUGCCGCAGCCGCUGUCUCAUUAAAUCGGUGUUCUCUA